Molecule: messenger RNA, 1095 nt
Organism: Mobula hypostoma (lesser devil ray)
Lineage: Eukaryota; Metazoa; Chordata; Chondrichthyes; Myliobatiformes; Myliobatidae
Gene: gstt2
Product: glutathione S-transferase theta 2
Exons: 6
Coding region: 58-900 (280 amino acids)
Biological process (GO): glutathione metabolic process
Cellular component (GO): cytoplasm
Molecular function (GO): glutathione transferase activity
Source: RefSeq, a predicted model, not a curated record
CUGGGCGGAAUAAUACUCUGACGUAUCGCCACUUUUUGAUAUAUUACAGCAGAAUGUAUGUUGCAAGUUAGGUUUCUGGGGCGGAGAGUGCUUGCUGCAAAGUCUCCGAUAACCAUGGCUUCUCGGCUCCCCCUGCGUGUUUACUACGACCUCCUGUCCCAGCCCUCCAGAGCCGUACUCAUGUUCCUUAAAGUUACCGGGAUCCCACACGUUGAAAGGCCGGUGGCGCUCCGGAGAGGUGAGCACAAGAGUGAGGAAUUCACUAAACUGAACCCAAUGCAGAAAGUGCCAGUGAUCGUUGACAAUGGAUUUAUUCUCACUGAGAGUGUGGCCAUCCUGAAGUACCUGGCGACAAAGUACAACGUGCCCCAGUUCUGGUACCCUCAAGACGUGUUUCAGCGGGCAAAGGUGGAUGAGUACAUGGCGUGGCAGCACGCCAAUGUGAGGUUUCAUGCAGCGAAGGUCUUCAUUCUGGAGGUUUUGAUUCCCAAGGCAUCAGGCCAGGCAGUGGAUCAAGACAAGCUGAACAAGGCUGUGAGUGAAUUAAGUACAACUUUAGACUUAUUGGAAUCGAUGUUUCUGAAGAACCAGCGCUUCCUUUGUGGUGAACAGAUUACACUGGGAGAUAUUCUGGCCAUCUGUGAACUAAUGCAGAUGACUGUACCUCCACAGGCAAAGCCAUUCAAUCCUAAAGUUGCAGAUGACACAACUAUCAUUGGGCUCAUCUCUGAAAUUGAUGUAACCUGCUAUCAAAGAGAGCCACUUGGAGCUAAUCGAGAUAUACUUCAAGAUCGUCCAAAGUUGGUUGCCUGGCACGACAGAGUACGGUCAUUUAUAGGAAAGCCAUUUGAUGAGGUACAUUCCUACCUUUAUCAACUGAGAAAUAAAGCCAGACUUUAAAGCUGAACUACCUUGAAAUUCAGCAUAUUUCACUUGGACUCUUGGUAUUAAUUCAUUCUUUUAAACUACAUGCUUUGACACGAAAGUGUCUUUUUCUGUUGAUCAGUAUCAAAAAAGCCAAAUUAAAUUCAAUGUGAUUCAGUGUUGUAAAACAAUAAAACAUGAAAACUUCUAAGCAGAGUGUAUAUUUUUUAU